CCACUCUGAUCCUGCACCUGCAUGCUGUGAAUGAGUCGGCCUGGCCCUGGCUUGUUCGGUAGUGUUGGGUGCUUUAGUGGUUGGCAGCCUGGCUCGGUUUUCUCUGCUGAUCUGCUAGAUGUAGAAGAUAAUGGCUGAGUCAGUGUACAUGUAUAAAUAUGUGGGUUGUGGGGGAGUUGGCUCGGUGAACAACUCAGUGAACAAUCUAGCCAUUCGUUUCUGCCGAUCUGAUAGCGGCCUCAGAGCGACGGUGAAGUAGCCUUAUGAACAAGAAGACUAUUCAGCAAUACUGCAUGCAAUAGGCCAAGCACAAAAUAAUAGUACUCUGAAAAUCGUUCAGGUGUUGUGUAGUGCAAUGCCCGUGGUGUCCUGUUGCUUUAUUUGUUGGGCUAUUGUUACUUUGCUUUGGCUUGGGCCUAGUUUGAGUACAGUGGAUUCUGCGACAUUCUGCUGCUCCUGCUCGCCUGUUAUUGCUAGAUCGUUAUCGUGAGGUACAGACUAGUGCGCCGAUAAUGCUUUAGUGUAGCAUUAGUUCUGUCUGUACAUGCGGAGUACAAUUCUGCGCUCGCUGUUGCUGUUUCUGGACGGCAAGCAAGGACAAUUUGACAGAGAAACUAAAUUUGAACAUAGAGUCGACCCCAGUUGCUGCUUGAUAGCGAGUGUUUGUAGAGGAAGGUCGAGUAGUGCAGGUGCUGGUGUUGUGAGAUAGUCAGUAUCGAACUGAACACAGUCACUGAGUACUAGUAGUAGUAGUAGUAGUACAGCCAGCAUGCAGUAUGGAUGUGUCAGUGUGCACGUGACAGCACAUUGGACAGACAAUAUGUAGAGAGAGAGCAUAAACCAUUAGUGUGGAGAUAAGUACUGUUUUGCUCCUUUGUGACAUGCUAAGAAUGCCUGAGCAGGCAAUGGAUAUAGGCACUAGAAGGUCAGUGCCGAAAAUAUUGCUGAAGCGCAGUAGCAGCAAAGCUCUGAAGUAUGCUACUGCAGCGGAGCCUGUGGAACAGUUAGAUGUGCUGGUAAAUAACGCAGCAUGCACUGAAGGUUUGCCUCGUGGAGAACAUAAGGAUGGCAAUGGCGCGAGUGGUGGAGGCAACGAAAGCGAUUUCGUUAUCAGUAACAGUGUUAGUGAUAUCGAUUUCAAUUGUGAUGCAGCUGAUGCAACAGGUGUUUCUGCAGUGCGAUACUCCAUAGAUAGUUGCAAUGUUGGCUGCAGCGUAGUCACCAGCACUAAUUGGGCACACUGUGCGCGACUCAAUGCAAGUCGCUCUCCUGCGCAAAGACGAGCGAGUAUUUGGAUUCGUCGACAAUUCCGCACAGCGUUGUCCGGUGUGAGACGAGCCAUGCGAAGAUGUGCAUCUGUCUUCACGAUUUGUGUGCGGUCAGACAAGAGAAUGCCUGCUAGCAGCGUUGACUCAAAUGGCUGUCGUAACUGCAGGAUGCCGCUGGAGCUCUCCCAGAACAAAGUGAAUGUGCUUGGACCAAUACUUCCCAUCAUCAAUCCCGGUGCUGAUAGCUGGGUGGAAGGCUGGCAUCCAGAAUCAUCACAAUAUGGAUUGCCGCACAUCAGCUCAACAUCUGUAGUGACGGAAGAAUCUGUUAUCGGCCACCAGGAUAUGAACUCUGUGGAGCUGGACACACCUGAGGAUGAGCGCUACUACAGAGACUACUUUAUGUCUCGGACCCAUGUGAAUUAUUGCGCAAUGGACUGUGCGGCAGGACCUAUGGUUAUGUCGGUCAGAUACGAUGACGUAACCACGCCGCCAUGUGAAUCGUCUCAUUUCAGAGUUAUUAUCAGAACACGUGACAGAACAAUAUGCAAGCGUAUCUCGUCACAACUUGUUGGAGAUGAGUCGCAGGUGGAAGAUAUCGCGCGGAUUGCACUGCCUGAUCUGAAUCCAUCCUUACGGUUUCAAUGUACUGUAUCUACCGACGUUCAAAAUGCGCUACUGGAGUACGAUGAGCACGCCAAGCAGUGUCGUUUCAAAUUCGGUAUAUUAACGCAAGCUCUAGGACAGACAACGGAAGAAGCAAUAUUCUCUAACAACACUGUGUCGGAUCAGUUUUCUCAGUUUCUGAACUGCAUUGCCACACAGGUUGAUCUGCAAGGAUUUGAGGGGUUCCGUGGCGGCCUGGAUGUUAAAGGCAACUUAUCGGGUCGGAGCUCUUACUUUGCAAAGUUCAAGAACAGAGAAAUUAUGUUCCACGUCUCACCGCUUAUGCCCUUUUCGAAAACUGAUGCGCAGCAAGUAGCGAGAAAAAGACACAUUGGCAACGACAUUGUAUGCGUUGUCUUCCAGGAGGAGAGCACAACAUUUGAUCCCAACUGGAUAGCGUCAAGUUUCCUACACACAUACAUAGUUGUGCAGCCAGUGACAGGGACAGCAGUGGCGGCCAAUCUUCGAGAAUCGUUCUCGGCUUCAUCUCCGCAACCUGAAACAUUUUAUCGUAUCUCUGUGUGCAGUAAGAAGAGUGUACCUCCGUUCAGUCCUUUGCUACCAUCCACUGGAGUGUUCCCCGUGACGAAGGAAUUUGGAAACCUCUUCCUGACAUUACUCAUCAACGCAGAACGCUCCAGUACGAAAGCAGAGCAGUUUGCAAAGCUCGAGCGUCGGACCAGAGAGUAUUUGCUGAAGGAUCUUCACCAAUGUGUGCUCAAUUCCUGUGAUACAGCAGAGGUGAAUGUCAGAGAUAGUGGAAGAUGGGCAGGCGUUCGCAGACUGAUGCCCAGCAAGAAGAAUCGGUUGUCUGGAGUGCCAAACACGCCUUCCCAGUCUUCCAUAGCCUCUCAAACGUCGCAGGCAUCUCAGACCAGCACGACUGAGAGCAUGGCCAAGGAGGGCAAAGGACUGCUGCAUUUCUUCAGAGCAGGAUCAUCCACUAAUCUGAGAGGAAGCCGAAAUCGCUCCGCUGCAACAAGUACCUCGUCACCAGGACGUACAAGCUCCGGAUCGUUGGCUAGUUUGGUCACUCUACCAAAUAACCUAGAUACACGCGAGAUGUUCUUUAAAUCUGAGAGCCAUCCUGACUACUUGGACAUGGAUGGUCCUCUGGUUCGAUCAUCCUCGGUCAUAUCAGCAGAUCAGGGACGGUCUCCGAAAUCCUUCGGUGACAUGGACGCUGAAGGUGACGCUAAUUCUCCCGAAGUGUUUCCAACGGCACGACUACCUAAUGGUGAUGACUUCCCACUAGUUGCGGAUGCGAGUGCCGAAUCACUCUCAAGUGCUGUCUGCAUCUUGCGCAAUACUGUAGCAAGCCUCAAGGAGGAAAGGCUGCAGCUCCUGCGUGAGGAUGUGGCUAUACGAGCCAAACUGGCAGAGUCGGAAGCCCGUGAAGCUGCCCGUGAGAGAGAAUUGCUGGAAGCUCGCAAUGAAAUAGCUCAGCUUCAAGCAAAGCUAGCUCUCUCGUCUCUCAAUUCCAGUGAUAAGCUGAAGAAAUUGAAUUUCACAGAUGCCACUUCCAGUAAUUCCAUACAUCUAGCAGAUGAUGGUACAAGAGAAGGUAUGCGAGUGUAACCACGACAACCCUUAGACUGUACAGUUAGUUGAGCAGAUUGCAUCCUUGACCACCAAUGUCCACAUGCUUCCCUUAGUGACGGUACCUUUUAAUUUUUUACCAUCUACUGCUACACACCCAAUUGCCUUAUUGGCAACAGCAGCAGCAGCAAGAUAUUAGAGAUUUAACCUUAUAAAAAAAUAUUAGACUUAUCUUUUUAAACUUUGGCUGGAAUUUUCCUCUCGACUUUCGCUGUGUAGUUUCUUUCAAGCCCCUGUCAUGUGACCUCUCCUUACUUUCUUGCUAGUUUUAAACUUAUUUGCAGCUACCGUGCUAUCAGAUCUUAACACCUCAUCGAAUCACAAAACUUGCAGAUAUCACCGAUUAAUAUUUUCUACAAAGCUUUGAAAAGUAGCCAUUCUUUUACAGCAUAUUAAUUAUUAAAUACAAAAGUAAAUUAUUCCUAUAACCAGAGUCUGAUCUAUUUCUAUACCUCUGUUAGCUGUCCUUGCUUGAAAAACAAUGUUAAAAUCUCUCUUUGACCACA
Messenger RNA from Sycon ciliatum, 4039 nucleotides. Its product is annotated as rap1 GTPase-activating protein 2-like. The transcript is spliced from 23 exons. Gene Ontology annotation, molecular function: GTPase activator activity. Gene Ontology annotation, biological process: regulation of small GTPase mediated signal transduction; activation of GTPase activity. The record is from RefSeq and is a predicted model, not a curated record. Lineage: Eukaryota; Metazoa; Porifera; Calcarea; Leucosolenida; Sycettidae. Bases 882 to 3512 code for a protein of 876 amino acids. Gene Ontology annotation, cellular component: cytoplasm.